AGAGAGAGAGAGAGAGAGAGAAAGCAAAGCAAGAACUCCCCAACCUAUUUCUGGUUUCCCUUACCUACCCCCACCUGGUAAUCUCCGCCCACCUUCGUUUAUUCCUCUUUAUACCAAUUAGAUUAGAUUCCUAUACCCUUUAUUCCCAAUUCACAUUAUUUGCAGGUUUGCAUCUUUCCAAAAUCGCCUAAGAUUCGAUUUCUAGCCCCAUCGAUUAACCCCCAAUCGCUAUAUUAUCGAUUUUUGCCUACCCAUUAGCCUAAAAAUCAGAUCUUUACAGCUUAAAACCUCAAAUUACACCAUCUAUAAACAAAGUUUUUUUGUGGGUUAAGUACAAAACUGCUUUACCAUCGAUUUUGCCUACCCAUUAGCCUGAAAAUCAGAUCUUCACAGCUUAAAACCUCAAAUCGUACCAUCUAUAAACACAGUUUUUUUGUGGGUUCAUCACAAAACUUGGAGGUGUAAAGUUAGAUUUUGAGUUUGGUAUUAGAUGGGUAGAAGAAGAUUUCAAGGGAGUGAAGAUAAUGGAGGUUUGUUGUUCUCAAAUUCUGGAAUUGGGUUUCUAUGGAGCCCUCAAGAUGAAGGGUAUCACCCAGGGGGCUUAUUUGCAAGUGUUGGGCAGAUGGGAAUGGGAUUUGGGGUAACCCCAAAUUCUUCUAAUACAAGUGAGACUACCCUAAAGCUUCCUUAUUUGGGUUUGUACUCUAAGUAUAUGUUGCCUCAGCCUGGUUUUCAGCUUAUUGGGACGCCAGAAGUGGUGGGAGGUGAGGUAAAGGAGAUAGAGGACGAGGGGCUUUUGAAGAAGAAGAAGAAAAAGGGUGGCCUUAGAUUGAAAAUCAAGAUUGGGAAUCCAUCCCUGAGGAGGUUGAUCAGUGGGGCAAUCGCGGGUGCAGUAUCAAGGACAUCGGUUGCUCCGUUGGAGACGAUAAGGACGCAUUUGAUGGUUGGGAGUUGUGGACACUCGUCGACGGAAGUGUUUCAGGAUAUCAUGAAGAAUGAAGGAUGGACGGGGUUGUUUAGGGGUAAUUUGGUGAAUGUCAUCCGUGUUGCGCCGAGCAAGGCAAUAGAGUUAUUUGCGUAUGACACAGUUAAGAAGCAGUUGACGCCUAAACCUGGAGAGCAGCCGAAACUACCAAUACCUGCAUCUCCAAUAGCCGGUGCUAUCGCUGGGAUCAGCUCUACCUUAUGCAUGUACCCUCUUGAGUUGCUCAAGACUCGACUAACCGUCCAGAGAGGUGCAUACAAAAACCUCCUCGAUGCUUUUGUGAAAAUCGUCCAAGAGGAAGGGCCCGCAGAGCUAUACAGAGGCCUCACCCCAAGUCUUAUUGGAGUCAUCCCGUAUGCUGCCACCAACUACUUUGCUUACGACACGUUACGGAAAGCUUACAGGAAAGUUUUCAAGAAGGACGACAUCGGAAACAUUGCAACUCUCUUAAUAGGAUCGGCAGCUGGGGCAAUUUCGAGCUCCGCAACUUUCCCGCUCGAGGUGGCACGGAAGCACAUGCAAGCUGGGGCCCUCAAUGGUCGACAAUACAAGAACAUGCUGCAUGCCCUCGUGAGCAUUCUUGAACAUGAGGGGCUUCCUGGUAUGUACAGAGGGUUGGGACCUAGCUGCAUCAAAAUUAUUCCUGCUGCUGGCAUUUCUUUCAUGUGCUACGAGGCGUGCAAGAAGAUACUUGUUGAGGAUGAAGAUUAUGUCUGAAACCCAUUUCAAAAGGGUGGAUAUGGGAGUUUUUAUUUGUACUCAUCGCUUCUUCCUCCUUCGGUUAUUUAGGGCUGUUUCAUUUUGUGAGCAAGUUUUUGGAACUCAGAAGUAGCGUUUGGAACUUGAGAUGUUGUCGGCAUACUUUUCUUUCUUGGUUUAAAAGAUAAACCAGUUGGUUGGUCUGUUUUGAUUUAUUAUUGUAGCUGCGUAGGAAUGUGAGAAUGAAUUUGGGAGUUUGGCAGACUAUGAAUUCAAAUCUGCUAUGUUAUUCAUAUUUAGCACCUUGACAUUGCUCCAAGAAGGGUGGAAUCAGUUAGGUUGGAAAUUUGGAAUAAAAUCCCUCUAUCCUCUCA
Molecule: messenger RNA, 2058 nt
Organism: Rhododendron vialii
Lineage: Eukaryota; Viridiplantae; Streptophyta; Magnoliopsida; Ericales; Ericaceae
Product: adenine nucleotide transporter BT1, chloroplastic/mitochondrial
Exons: 3
Coding region: 491-1702 (403 amino acids)
Biological process (GO): transmembrane transport
Source: RefSeq, a predicted model, not a curated record